AUGGGAAGCUGGCAGGGAAAUAGCCCUGGUGCCGGGGUAGACACAGAACCCAGUAGCUUGCUUAGAAAUCCUGAGAAUCUGCAUGUCCAUCUCACCUCCGAGGUAGCCUGGUGGCUAAGAAAGCUUAGCUGGUUUUGUUGGUCUGGAGAAGAACUUGGUUUGAGGGCCCUGCUGGAAACACAGGUGGAGGACAAUGGGCUUAGGAAGGUGCCAGGGCCUACAGGGCUCACGGUCCAGUGGAGUGGGAGACAUGAUGAUAGUGAUGAUGAUGAUGAUGAUGAUGAUGAUGAUAAAUGGUCCUUAGCCUUGUGGAGCCCAUGGCUAGGGGAGACAGGAUUUCUGAGGCAAUACUUCAGGAAUUCUGAGGCAAUGGUGAUGUUACUGCUAUCUUCAGCGGGAGUAGUUUUAGGGAAUGUGGCCUACAACCUGGUUGAGGUACACCAGGUUGUCUACCCUCUUCUCAAGUUACCCAACUUCUCCCUCUUCUGUUACUUUGCGCCUCUCAUCAUGUUCAUGGCUGCCCUGGAUGUGGACCACCUCAAGAAUGUGCUUUGGCAGGUCAUAUUGGUUGGACUAAUCAACUUCUUCACAGCACUCAUUGUUAUUGUCUGUGUGACUGUAAAAUUCAAUAAGGAAUUAUGGGAUUUGCAGUCCACUCUACUUUUCAGUAUAGUGAUAAGCAUUAUAGACCCUACUUCUUACUUUGCCUUUCCUUCUCCAGGUAUUUCCAAGAUGCACAUGGAUAUCAUUAGUGGAGAAUCGCUGGUCAUAUGCGGCCUCAUUACCACUUUAUUUGGGAAUUUCCGGAGAAAUAUCCCUAACUUCUAUGAGUUCAGAGGGGCCCUGAAAUCCUCGAGUUCAUCCCUCAUGCACCCUCUUCAGCACCAUGCCUGGCCCAAUGUCAUUCUCUGCUUAUCCUUGGUCUAUAUGACCUUCUAUAUAGUAGAAUUUUGGGGAAUGUCAGGCUUGGUGGCUUUAAUGAUCAUUGGACUGAAACUUGAUUCCUUAAGCUUUAAUCCGAAGAUGGAGUCAGUAUUUACCAAAAUCCUGAUGAUAUUUUGCUUCGCAUACCAACAUGUCAUCUUCACCUUCUUUGGCAUCAUCAUCAGAUGCGGAGAAAUCAUAUACUUAGAUUUCCAUGUCUUGUCUUUCAUCUUCAUUUUAUUUUUAACGGUCAAUUUUGCAAGGUUGUUCACAGUUGUGCUGGUGAGCCCUAUCCUGAGCCACCUGAGUUACAAGUAUAACUGGCGGUGGGCAAUGGUCAUUGCUUGGUCUGGGCUGAAGGGUGCUAUAAAUUUGCUCUUGGCUCCCAACAUUUAUAAGCUGGCCCAGGAGAAAGUGGAGGAGCCACAGAAGUUUAUCUUUUAUAUACAAGUCGUGAUAUUACUGACUAUAGGCAUCAACACCUACAAGAUGAUCUACUUAGCCAGGUCCUUAGGCCUGUGCACCAUCUCUCUCUCAGGGCAGAUGGUCAUGCAGAAUGUUCUGGGCAUGCACAUUCAGGAGAUCAUCAAGAACAUCAUCACUUUAAAUAAGACCAAGAGGCUCCUGAGCAACAUUGACUGGGACCUAGUGGAAAAGAUAAAGAUCAAGCACAGCAUUCCUGCUGGUGACUCCAUGAUGCCCCCUCUGACUGACCAGAUGGGGCCCAUAGAAGACAUUCUAAUGGAAGAGGCCAGGUUGCAAGUAGCUGUCAUACAAAUGAGUAGCUACAAGAAGCAGUACCACGACAGAAUCCUGUUCACGGAGGCAGGUCGGAAACUAAUUGGAGCCACUAAGGCAUACUGUGCCAAAAAGGGAAAAUUCAUGAAUAUUUGUGAUGUUUUGACAUACAUGAGAAGUCGUAGCUGGCUGGUGAAGUUUAAGAAGGUCCUGAUUUUGUUGGAGUAUCAGAAGGAAAAGCCGCCUCUUUAUCUCUUUCAGAAAAGCAAACUUAUGAUUUUUAUCUAUCGCAUCAGAUUUUCUGAAAACUUUGAAUAUGUAGAACAUGCUAUUCGGCUAAUAUACACGUACCCAUUGGCAGUCCAUCUGUGGCCAAAGACGAGAGAGUUAAAUGUCAGAGCACUGAUAAAAACCAACUACUUUUUUGUGACUUUCCUUAUAGUAGAAUCAGUCUUGAAGGUCAUCAUUUUGCAGAAAAAAUACUUUCAGGAAUAUUGGCAUUUACUGGAGUUUACCAUUAUGAUUCUUGGAGUGGUUGAUACAUGUUGUGUAUAUCUUGUACAUCUGCAGCCAGACAGCUGGUUCCUUAUCCAGAGUGCAGUCAUCUUGGGGUAUAUGCGCUUUCUCAGGCUUAUUCCUUUAAUCAAGAUUCUGAUCCCAGUGCUCAUUACUAUGGUGGAUGAGCUGAUCAGAAAGCGCGGGAGCCUGUUAUACAGCAUCACCAAGGGUUACAUCAAGGCGCAGGACGACACCAAGUACUUCAUCAAAUACAUUUUCAGCCAAGAAUCAGUCAAUCAGAAAUUAGAUGAGAUUCUGAAAACGAACAAACUGGCUGCGGUUCAAGAACUUGAGUUCAUCAAGAGUGAGUUUCGGGACAUUGGUGGUGCUCUGGAGACGCGUAGUGCCAUCCUCACUGUGCUCGCCAAAGCCCUUAAGAACCUCACUUUCCUUGGGUCCAGGGGCUUCAUCAGCAAACAAGAGUGCGUGGGUAUAAACAAGGUUCUUCUUUCGAAAAUAAAGGACCUGAACAAUUUCCCCAUGGUGAUUCCACCCCCAACUCCAGACAAAUACCUGCAUAACAUCGAGUGGCUGGAAAACAAGGAGCCUCUCAUUGAUUUCUUCAAACAAAAAGCCAAGAUCAUCUACUUGGAAUAUGGUACCAUCUUUUGCACAGAAGGGGAAAUGCCCCAAGGAAUCUACUUGAUUAUUUCUGGGCGGGCAAUUCUGCACUACAGCUCAGCUCCCAGCUUAGGUGUGACAAGCAAACAAAGGGCCAACAGAGAGUCCGAGACCAUGUUCACAGAGGAGUGCACCAGUGGGGACAUCAUCGGGGAGCUGAGCUGCCUGGUCAAGUGUGAGAACGAGUACACAGCCAUCUGUGAUACUUCCCUACAGGUCUGCUUUAUUUCCCUGGAGGAUCUCUUUGAGGGCUUCGAUGUCUUCUGGCCCUCCCUGGAACCUAAACUGUGGCUCAAGCUGUGUCUUUCCAUUGCCCAUAAGUAUAUUGAGUCAAGUCUUGUGAAGGUCAGUGACCUGGGCCUGAGCUUCCAGAAGUGUGUACAGUUCAACAAUGCCCAUGUGGAAACACUCUCCAGGUACAAUGAGAUAGUGAUCGAUAGGUCCAGCCUCAAGUUGGCCAUUCUUGUGUAUGGCAGCGCCCAGGAUAACCUGACCAAGGUGGACUAUUUCGCUCCAUCCAUCUUACCUAACUCCUGUGAACAGGUCCAGGGAACUUCAGAAAUCAACAAGUUACUGAUGAUCCAGGACUCCAAGGACCCACAAGACAGCAACAGCUCCAAGGUUCUGUCUGUUGGUGGAGAUAGACUUGUAAGCCCUGGUGUGGUGCCGACUGCAGACAACCACCAGGGCAAGAACCCGCCCAGGCUAGGGCCUAGAACCUCGAUGGCGAACCUAUGGCAUGUGUGCCAGCAUCUUCCUUCUGGCCCUCUCCAGGGGAGCCAGUCUGCUCUUUUAUGGCAUUCUUGGGUCUCAGGAAGCCCUGAAACCAAAAGAACCUCAGGAUACUCAGCAUCAGAGGAGUGGUGGCUGGAGCCUCUGCACACUGGCAAAUGUGGGGGCAGAGUGCCAAGAAGCCAUGUUCAGAGAGUGCACACUUGCCCCUGCCAGCUGCUUCUACAGUACACGUUCAACCCUCCUGACCUCUCCCAGGUCCAGGGCCAAGGUGCACGGCACCACUCAUACCUCAUCACCUCCCCUGAAGGGAACUCAUGGAAAUGCUUUCUUUUAGAGCAUGCCGCCGGAUCCUUCACCUCGGAACACGCAGCCCAGUUCCUCAUCUACUGA
Molecule: messenger RNA, 3966 nt
Organism: Suncus etruscus (white-toothed pygmy shrew)
Lineage: Eukaryota; Metazoa; Chordata; Mammalia; Eulipotyphla; Soricidae
Gene: SLC9C2
Product: solute carrier family 9 member C2 (putative)
Biological process (GO): proton transmembrane transport
Cellular component (GO): membrane
Molecular function (GO): sodium:proton antiporter activity
Source: RefSeq, a predicted model, not a curated record